This is a messenger RNA of Aspergillus nomiae NRRL 13137, 1827 nucleotides long. Its product is annotated as Zn(II)2Cys6 transcription factor. NCBI's taxonomy places the organism in Eukaryota, Fungi, Ascomycota, Eurotiomycetes, Eurotiales, Aspergillaceae. Gene Ontology annotation, molecular function: zinc ion binding; DNA binding; DNA-binding transcription factor activity, RNA polymerase II-specific. Gene Ontology annotation, biological process: regulation of DNA-templated transcription; DNA-templated transcription. The record is from RefSeq and is a predicted model, not a curated record. The coding region runs from base 1 to 1827 and encodes 608 amino acids. The transcript has 2 exons.
AUGGCUAACGCCGUGCAGCCCGGUAAGGGCCUUCUGUCAACCCCACGUAGCUGCCAUCGUUGCAACCAGAAAAAAGUCCGAUGUAGCAAGACCCAGCCGUGUGACAGCUGCCUGAAGUCCAACUCGGAUUGUGUAUUUCCAGGCCCCGGCCGUGCCCCUCGGCGUAAAAAGCGGCCCCUCAAGGCCGAGCUUAUCUCGCGCUUAAAGGGUCUAGAGCAGGAGCUCCGAGAAAUGACACAGGAACGCGGAGAUCCUGAUUCUGCUGCUAGUUCCGCUGCUACGUCUCAGGAUGCCCUUGUCCUGUCGAACGCCCCUUUGGCUGCAAACAAUGCCCGUCACGUAGAACAUGAGCAUGGCAAGUUGAUUGUGGAAGGAGACUCCACUCGGUACGUUACGCAUGAGAUUGAGGAGCUCAAAGACCUGGUGGAUUCGCCCGAGAAUGAUGUUGAUGAAGACGAAUGUGGAGAGUAUUCACAGAAUGGUAAUCAGUUCCUCUUUGGCUACUCGUCCAUCGCAUCUUCGCUAUCGGCCUUUCAUCCCAGCGUGAGGGACAGUCAGAUACUAUGGAAGAUUUUCGAGGAGAAUGUCGCACCUGUCGUCAUGAUAUUUCAUAAACCAACCCUACAUAGACUUCUCUUUAAGACAGCUACGAACACCAGCUACAUUGACCGAGCCUCGGAGGCGGUGGUCUUCGCCGUCUACUUCGCCGCCAUCACCAGUAUGAGUCCCGAACAGUGCGCUGAGGAGUUAGGUCAGGAUCACUCCACACUCCUCCAGCGAUACCGAUUCGCAACACAGCAAGCGCUGGCGCGAGCAGGCUUUCUCCAAACACGAAACCAGUCCGUGCUCCAAGCCGCCGUGCUCUUCCUCACCUGUCUACGCUCUCCCGGAGACGCUGAAUUUGUCUGGACAAUGACUGCGGCUGUUUAUCGGCUCGCACAGGGACUAGGAUUGCAUCGCGACGGAACCCACUUUGACCUCACCCCCUUCGAGAUUGAACUGCGUCGCCGACUGUGGUGGUCGAUCUAUCUGCUGGAUAGUCAAUCGUCCGAGCUUCAUGCCAUCGGCACAUUAAUCACCGAGUCUAGCUACGACACCAGACUACCCUUGAACAUCAACGACGCAGAUAUACCUCCGGAACCAACUACACCGCCCGACGAACGCAUCGAAUUCACAGAAAUGACCUUCUGCCUGAUCCGCUGUGAAAUGACCGUCCUCUACCGCCGCUCGUUUCUCAAUUCCAGCCCCAUGCCUAGCACCAGCGAAGGCCAUACAUCACACCUCCUAGACGAGCGUCUCCACCAGCUCGAACAAAUUCGCACUCAGUUACAAGAUCGAUACCUCCAGUACUGCGAUAUCUCCAUUCCUACGCAAUGGGUCACAGCGACAGUGAUCCGACUUGCUCUCGCGCGAUCAUGGCUAGUUGCGCAUCUCUCGCAGGGGACAAUGACGGUCCGAAUGCCGCUGAUCGAGAUCUCACCCGAGGAUCCGAAGCGAGAGCAGCUCUUCAUGACUGCUAUAGAAGUGGUGGAAUUCGCCUACCUGCUGGAGACGGACCCGCGGACCACGCGAUGGGCCUGGCUCUUCGAACGGUAUCCGCAGUGGCACGCGGUGGUGUUUGUGUUGACGGAGCUCUGUGGUCGGGGGCAGUCAGUGGAAACGGAGAGGGCAUGGGCAGUGCUCCAGAAGGCGGUUGAGCGGUGGUCUGGGCGAGAUUUCCAGAAGGGCGGGAUUACGCUGAAGACGGUUUAUCAUUUCAUCGAGAAGGCUGCAGCAGCGCAUGGUCGGCUGGGCACGGACUGGAUCAGAGAGUUGCUGAGGCGCUGA